Molecule: messenger RNA, 2794 nt
Organism: Tupaia belangeri chinensis (Chinese tree shrew)
Lineage: Eukaryota; Metazoa; Chordata; Mammalia; Scandentia; Tupaiidae
Gene: GPER1
Product: G protein-coupled estrogen receptor 1
Exons: 2
Coding region: 672-1799 (375 amino acids)
Biological process (GO): nuclear receptor-mediated steroid hormone signaling pathway; cellular response to estradiol stimulus; G protein-coupled receptor signaling pathway
Cellular component (GO): Golgi apparatus; membrane
Molecular function (GO): nuclear estrogen receptor activity; G protein-coupled receptor activity
Source: RefSeq, a predicted model, not a curated record
AAUGGGCAGGGCCCUGGGAAGCCCAUAAAGUGCGGCCCUGUGCCAAGGGGGCUGCAGAUUUGCGCUGGCCUCAGACAAUGACAGGAGCGUCCUUGGGGAACUUUCCCUAACAGGGCGGGGUCUUUUUUCUUUUUCUCACUCCAACUGCUUCCAAGACGCUGAGCAUACAGGACAGGUUGACUUCCAGCUGGCAGUCCAGAAUCACACCACCUGCGGGAAACUUUCAAGUGCACCUCCAGUGUGAUGAGAGCAAAUCCCCGCGAGCAGGCUGAGGAGGCUCCGGGAAGCACGGAAGGGGUUUGCUCAGAACAAAGACAGGCCAGGGAAGCCCAGCCUGCAGCCCAGGUGUCCAGAUAGUGAAGUACCAGGCACAACUUGGAACACAGCUGCCAACGCACAUAAGAAAGGACUACCAGCCGCACCUGCGUGGUGCCUGCUAGACUUAAGUUAGCCCUAAAUACAGACAGCAAUGACUUGGACCUGUUCUUUCAACUUUCUGCAAUUAACAAACCCAAGCUGUCACAAGUGACCCUUGUAACAGGUAUUCCUGUUUAACAAAUGCUUGAUUCACUUCAAAGAGAAUCACCUUUCUUUCUAACGAUGGAUUCAUGGUUUAAAACAGAUUUCUGUGAUUUUUUUGGCAACUCUUGAGACUUGCAUUGCAUGGAGACAUGGAUAUGACUUCUCCAGCACGCAGCUUUGGCAUGGAAACCCACCCAGGCACUAUGCAUCUGGCAGGCUACAACGGCACUUCUUCAGAACUAAACCUGACCCACCCGCCCCAUGGUGCCACCCUUGGGAACCAGACAGGUGACCUCUCUGAGCAUCAGCAGUAUGUGAUUGGUCUUUUUCUCUCAUGCCUUUACACCAUUUUCCUCUUCCCCAUUGGCUUUGUGGGGAACAUACUGAUUCUGGUGGUGAACAUCAGCUUCCGUGAAAAGAUGACAAUCCCUGACUUGUACUUCAUCAACCUGGCGGCAGCAGACCUCAUCCUGGUUGCUGACUCCCUGAUUGAGGUGUUCAACCUGGAUGAGCAGUACUAUGACAUCGCUGUCUUGUGUACCUUCAUGUCUCUCUUCUUGCAGAUCAAUAUGUACAGUAGUGUCUUCUUCCUUACGUGGAUGAGCUUUGACCGGUACAUCGCCCUGGCCAAAGCCAUGCGUUCCAGCCUGUUUCGCACAAAGCACCAUGCCAGGCUGAGCUGUGGCCUCAUCUGGAUGGCCUCUGUGUCUGCCACCCUAGUGCCUUUCACUGCUGUCCACUUGCAGCACACUGAGGAGGUCUGCUUCUGCUUUGCAGAUGUCAAAGAGAUCCAGUGGCUUGAGGUCACCCUGGGGUUUAUCAUCCCUUUCGCCAUCAUUGGUCUCUGCUAUUCCCUUAUAGUCCGGGUUCUCAUCAAAGCUCACAAGCACCGAGGCCUACGUCCACGGAGGCAGAAAGCCCUUCGGAUGAUCUUUGCUGUGGUCCUCGUCUUCUUCAUCUGCUGGCUGCCAGAGAACGUCUUUAUCAGCGUUCACCUUCUACAGAGGACACAGCCAGGGGCCGCUCCCUGCCAACAGUCUUUUCGUCAUGCCUACCCCUUAACUGGCCACAUCGUAAAUCUGGCGGCUUUUUCCAACAGCUGCCUGAACCCCCUUAUCUACAGUUUCCUGGGGGAAACAUUCAGGGACAAGCUGAGACUGUACAUUGAACAGAAAACAAACUUUCCAGCUCUGAAUCGCUUCUGCCAUGCUGCCCUAAAGGCAGUCAUUCCAGACAGCACCGAACAGUCAGAUGUAAAGUUCAGCAGUGCGGUGUAGAAAGCCUUGUCCACAGAGACCAGACAUAGUGCUUCCCAGGAGCUGCAAUCGCCUGGACAAAGUGGGCAGAAAGGGACAGGCCAUGCCAUGUUUAAACCCCAGUCAGACAUUACUGAGGACUCCUGGUGCCUCAAUUACGAGCACACCUGCACAGUGGCCUCUUGCUGCUCUCAAGAGGUUCUCGCACUGCUCACACAGAGCUGCUACAAUUCAGAGAUGCUCACCACUGCAGGCCAUGGCACUCAGUCCAAGGGCCACUGGUGACCAGCUUGUCACUUGGCUCAUUUCUGAACAAAAUGUAUCUUCCAGUGGAAAAGGAUUCUGAUAUUGAUGACCUUCAAAAGCCUAAAGAAGGGAGCACUUUGGGUGAAUAUCUUCGUUACAAGGUAAAUCUGCAAUACAUCUGCCAUCUUGGGGGAAAAAAUUAGCCUGGAGACAGAAUACACUCCACUGGCCUAAGAUGGAUAUGGUGAUUUGUAAUUCACUACGUAGUACAUGCUAAUACUAGCACACUGUAAGCUAAAGAGGAAGAAGCGCUUCUCUUGCACAUACCUGAGCAUUCGUCAUCUCUCAGAACGGCACCCACCACAUCGCCGUAACCUCACCUACGCCUCGUGAGUAACAACUGGGUAACUCGGUCUGCGUUAGCUGGGAAGGCUCUUCUUUAAUGGAAGUAACUACCUGCCUGCUCUAAGAUACUAAAUUGAUUUAGUAACUCUAUUUGUUUACGACAGUCUUUGCAAUUACAAUAAUGUGGAAUAUGACCAGAGGGCCCGCUGUGUGGUUUAGCGGGAUGCCACAGUGAAAUCCUCUGGCAUGUGUGUUAAAGAGCGUGCCUCUAUGAAAAUAAUGAGAACAAUGAUGUGACAAUGUAAACUUUUCUCAUUAAAAUGUAAAAAAAGGAAAAGAAAACUAAUGAUAGUUGGUAAUGUUCAGCCUUUGUCAAUAAAAUAUAGUUGCGUGCUGAUUCUUCUAAAAUGCUCUAAGUAGUUUGC